GUUGCCCGCUCUCGGUAUGGUCUCUGUUCUGCAACCUGUGGUCCAUGCUGGGAGAAUACAGUCCAGGAGACUGCUCGGACAAUGACUGGGCCCGCCUACCGAGCUGCGAAUGAUCAGCAGACUGAGUGGAACAGUGCCUGUGACCCUUGGAAACUUGGUGAGCGUUGGAGCUGCGGGUCGACGGUUGGGUUUCUCUUUAAUCCUUCCGGCUUCUCCAAGACUCGUGCACUCAUGUUCCGUUCCAAGUGUGGCAGCGGCCCGGGGUGUGUCAGGGCGCUCGGCCAGAGGCGGCCGGUGAGUGGGGCGCGCAAAGCCAGGGACCAGGGAAUCCAGCAUGCAAAUUGGACUUGAUCACCCAGUUGGAGGAAUAACAACUGUAGAUGCUGGAUCUUCAGGGAACAGAAGAGGGGAGUUUCUAAAAAUACAUGUAUAGAUAGGAAGAUUUGAACUGAACCAAAGCAUCAACGCCAAUCAUGAUGUUUCUGAAGAAUUAGAGUUUUCAGGGUCAGCAAUGGAAAGUCUCAGAGGGAAUACUUCCCAGGGUCCUACAAAUGAAGAAGCCUAUAAAAGUGAGGGCCAGUUAUCAAGGCGGACAAAAUGUCCUGCACAGAAGAAAUCAUCUUUUGAGAAAACAGCAAUCAGAAAAGUGUCAAUGACACUCAAAGAAAUUUUCACUGGGGAGAGAGGUCCUGAAUCCAGUGAAUUUAGUUUAAGUUCAAACCUUGACACACAACAGAAGAUUCCAAAGGGAGAUAGAUCUUCCAUAUCUAGGAAAAACUCCAAAGACAUUUCAGACUUAAUUAAAGACCAAAAACUCUUCCCACAAAAGAAACUUUAUAAAUGCAAUGAAUGUGGGAAAGCCUUUGGUUACCAAACAGACCUUCUUGUACACAGUAGAAUUCAUGGUGGAGGAAAGCCUUUUGAAUGCAAUGACUGUGGGAAAACUUUCAGCCGAAGUACACACCUUAUUGAACAUCAAAGAACUCACACUGGAGAGAAACCAUAUGGAUGCAGUGAAUGUGGAAAAGCCUUUAGUAGAAGUACACAUCUUAGUCUACAUCAGAGGAUCCACACUGGAGAAAAACCAUAUGAAUGUAGUGAAUGUGGAAAAGCCUUUAGCCGAAGCACUAACCUUAGUCAACAUCAGCGAACUCAUACUCAAGAAAAGCCUUACAAAUGUCAUGAAUGUGGGAAAGCCUUCAGUGACCGUUCAACCAUAAUUCAACAUCAACGAAUACACACUGCAGAGAAUCCUUACGAAUGCAGUGAAUGUGGAAAAGCUUUCAGUUGGAUCUCAUCUCUUAUUGAACAUCAGAGAACGCACACUGGGGAGAGCCCCUAUGAGUGCAGUGACUGUGGGAAAGUGUUCAGUCGAAGCUCAUCCCUUACUGAACAUCAGAGAAUCCACACUGGAGAAAAGCCCCAUGAGUGUAGAGAGUGUGGAAAGGGCUUCAGUCGGAGCUCAUCACUUAUUAUUCACCAGAGAACUCACACCGGAGAAAAGCCCUACAAAUGUAAUGACUGUGGGAAAGCCUUCAGUCAGAGUUCAACUCUCAUCAGACAUCAGCAACUUCACACUAAAGAGUAAUGUGUGAGCUUUUAUUAAUGUUAGCACAAAAGCACAUACACAUAACCUCCCACAGCUGAAAAAAAUAUAUAUAU
Messenger RNA from Propithecus coquereli (Coquerel's sifaka), 1662 nucleotides. RefSeq names its product zinc finger protein 391 (gene ZNF391). Lineage: Eukaryota; Metazoa; Chordata; Mammalia; Primates; Indriidae. The transcript has 3 exons. Bases 512 to 1588 code for a protein of 358 amino acids. The record is from RefSeq and is a predicted model, not a curated record.